Syzygium oleosum is the source of this 1376-nucleotide messenger RNA. RefSeq names its product SPX domain-containing protein 1-like. Gene Ontology annotation, biological process: cellular response to phosphate starvation. The coding region runs from base 227 to 1168 and encodes 313 amino acids. The transcript has 3 exons. The record is from RefSeq and is a predicted model, not a curated record. Lineage: Eukaryota; Viridiplantae; Streptophyta; Magnoliopsida; Myrtales; Myrtaceae.
CACAAAUUAACGAAUAUUCUUGGCCUUCUUCCGCCAUUAAAGUCCCCCUCUCCUCCACCUCCGCCUUUCCCCUCUCAUCUCCCUCCCCUUCUUUUGCCGAAGAAAUUCUCUCUCUCUCUCUCUCUCUCCCUCCCUCACGCGUUUCCCUCAUCGCCGGCCGAGCAGGGGAACCACCACCACCACCGGCGGGCAGGCGGGCAGGCGGGCAGUAAGGCAGCCACCAGCCAUGAAAUUCGGCAAGAGCCUCAGCAUCCAGAUCGAGGAGACCCUGCCCGAGUGGCGCGAGAAGUUCCUGUCCUACAAGGAGCUCAAGAAGCGCCUGAAGCUCAUCGACCCCAAGGGCGGCGGCGACCGCCCCGCCAAGCGCCCCCGCCUCGACGAGCCUCCGCCGGCGCCGGCGGCGCCCCCCUCCUCCUCCUCCUCCGCCGGGGGCGCCGAGCCCGCCCCCGCCGCCGCCGGGGGGGCCGGCGAGGGCAUGACGAACGAGGUGGUCGAGUUCAUCCGGCUGCUGGAGGACGAGCUGGAGAAGUUCAACUCCUUCUUCGUCGAGAAGGAGGAGGAGUACAUCAUCAAAUUGAAGGAAUUGCAGGAUAGGAUGGCAAAGGCCAAGGAUUCCAAUGAAGAGAUGAUCAAGAUUAGGAAGGAGAUUGUCGAUUUCCAUGGGGAGAUGGUCUUGUUAGAGAAUUACAGUGCCCUCAACUAUACAGGGCUGGUGAAAAUCCUGAAGAAGUAUGACAAAAGGACCGGAGCCCUGAUCCGCCUGCCCUUCAUCCAGCGGGUCCUGCAGCAGCCGUUCUUCACCACCGACAUGAUCUACAAGCUGGUGAAGGAGUGCGAGAAGAUGAUCGACCAACUCUUCCCUGCAAGCGAGCCUCCUCCACCCUCGGCAGAGGCGGCUAGAUUGGACGACGACGGUGGCUUGGACCCCACGACCUCCGUCUCCACUGACACCGACACCGACGGCAUGCUCAGAGUGCCCAAGGAACUCGCCGAGAUUGAGCACAUGAAGAGCUUAUACAUGAAGAGCACGAUAUCGGCUCUGCGAGUCCUCAAAGAGAUCCGGAGCGGCAGCUCGACGGUCAGCGUCUUCUCGUUGCCGCCGCUGCAGCUGAGCGGACCGGAAGAGGCGUGGAAGAAAGUCCCGCUCCUGGAACAAGAAGCUAAAUAGCUGUUCUCUUUGAUAGUUUCUUCUCCUUUUUUUCACCUUUUCACUCUUCUUAAUAGCUGCAUACAGUGUAAUGUGCUAUGAGAUUUCCUGGGGAACCAAAGUCUAUACAAGCUGCAUAACUUGUGUACCGGAGGAUUUGUGUCCCUAGCAGAGUUCUUACUGUACUAAAAAGAUCUGCUUAAUAUCUUGAUGUGUGGUUCGAGCUGCA